CAUAUAAAAAUAAAAGAUGUUGUGUCCACUGAAAACUGAAAAAUAAAUAUUAAAAAAUUCUCUCUCUCUCUCUCUCUCUCUUUAAAAAAAGUAUAAUGAAGGAAAGAACAGGUCAUUAAAAGUCAGGUGAAGCAUUAUCAAGGGUGUGAAUGAACAUUUUUUUUCUUUUCUGGGGAGGGUAGACUCUGGGGCAAUGGUCCUAUGGGAGCUUCUUUAACUAGCUUACUGAGAUCUUUGAUCCAAAAUAAAACUCUUGAGUCUCCUGUCAUCCAUAGUGUUCAUAAAGGCUGUUGUCCCUUCCCUGGAAGCUGGACAGAAGCCUCAGGACAAAGGCAAAACCAGAGUGCAUGUUCUUCAUCUCAGCAAGAGAAACAAGAUAAACUAGAGGUUUUAAUCCUGAGAGUGGAGAAGUGGAAGUAUUGAGACCUGAGCUCCACAUUGUCACCCUUUCUGCACAGGACCAUUUGUAUCUUCAUGAAGGAGAUGAAUGGGAGACAGUAGAGAGCAGCAGUGUGGCUCCAAGCGGAAAGGGACCCUCCUAGAGGAGCAUGGCUGCAGAGAACUCCUCUUCUGUGACAGAGUUCAUCCUUGCAGGCUUAACGGACCAGCCAGGACUCCGGAUCCCCCUCUUCUUCCUGUUUCUCGGUUUCUAUGUGGUCACUGUAGUGGGGAACUUGGGCUUGAUAAUGUUGAUUGGGCUGGAUUCACACCUGCAUAUUCCCAUGUACUUUUUCCUCCUCAACUUGUCUUUUAUUGAUUUCAGUUACUCCACCACCCUCACUCCUAAAAUGCUGGUAGGUUUUGUCUCAAAGAAGAACACCAUUUCCUAUGCAGGGUGCAUGACUCAAUUUUUUUUCUUCUGUUUCUUUGUAUUUUCUGAAUCCUAUAUCUUAUCAGCCAUGGCAUACGACCGUUAUGUUGCCAUCUGUAAACCAUUGCUGUACACGGUCACCAUGUCUCCCCAGAUGUGUUUAUUCCUUUUGUGGGGUGUUUAUGGGAUGGGAGUUUUUGGGGCUGUGGCCCACAUGGUAAACUUAAUGUUUAUAACCUUUUGUUCAGACAACCUUAUCAAUCACUAUAUGUGUGAUAUCAUACCACUCCUUGAGCUGUCCUGCAAUAGCUCCUACAUACAUUUGCUAGUGGUCUUCAUUGUUGUGACCAUUGGCAUUGGGGUGCCCAUUGUUACCAUUUUUAUAUCUUACGGUUUUAUUCUUUCCAGCAUUUUCCACAUUAGCUCCACUGAGGGCAGGUCAAAAGCAUUUAGUACCUGCAGUUCCCAUAUUAUUGUGGUAUCUCUUUUCUUUGGGUCAGGAGCUUUUAUGUACCUCAAACCACCUUCCAUUCUGCCUCUGGAUCAGGGAAAGGUGUCCUCCAUUUUCUACACUGCUGUGGUACCCAUGUUCAAUCCACUAAUCUAUAGCUUGAGGAAUAAGGAUGUCAAAAUUGCCCUGAAGAAAACCCUGAGCAGAAAAAUCUUCUCUUGAAAGGGUUUGGGAAAGAUGUUCGAAAAUUUUAUCAUAAUAAUUCUUUAUCCAGUGAAAGAAACAAUUUGGUGUUUUCUUCCCUCUACUUAGACGAAACUUAAAUCCUGAUCUUAGGCACAAUAAAUGUGCCUUCAAUGAUUUACCCACCCAACUAUUCCAAUCACUCUGUUUUAAAAGAAUAAUUUUUUUUGCAAUCAUAGAGCAAUUAAUCUCUACUGUGCCUAAGAAGUCAUUUAAUACAGACUCUUCCUAUAGCACUUCACACAUAGAGAAUUCAGAAGUAUUUUGUAUUGUCCAUGGACACACCUUUCUGCCAGAACUGGGACUGAAAUCCAUGCCUUGAAUCUUAAUCCAAAUUUACUCUAUUUUCCUGAAGCUCUGAUUUCCUAUUUUAUCUUUCUCACAACCAAUUUCAGUUAAAAAGUUGCUGUGGGCUUUUAAAGUAAUCUAAUUCUUUCCCCAGUGAUGCAGUACAACUUUUCAUGGAUUAAUUUUUGGAAUAUAAUUUUUGAAAGAGUGUUGGAGGUGAAAAAUUUGGCUGAUUUGGUCUUGGCAAAAAAUUUUUUUUUUUAAAAUUUAGGGUGUGUGUGAAUAGGGAUCAUGUUAGGUUUCACAUGGAAUCAAGCAUCCAAACUUACUGAGAUGAUCUGCAGAGUCCUAUGGUCUCUGAUUAUUUCAUUAGAUCUCCUAAGGAAGAGGUAGGCAGAUUUACAUUACUGUAAGAUAUUAGAUACAAAUUUCAUUCAUUAUCUCUAGACUAUGGAGAUAGAAUGUGCAGCCUCACUUCAAGGCUCUGCAUAUGAUAGCUAAGUAAUAGAAAGAUUUGAAUGUAAGUGAGCCAGUUGAGUCAUUGGAACAAAUUAGUUAUUAGGAGAGACGAAGGAAACAUUAUAUUUUGAAGCACUGCAUAUAUCUGUGAUCUUCUUUUUAAAAUAUUUUAUUUAGUUGUAGAUGGACACAAUUCCUUCCUUCCUUCCUUCCUUCCUUCCUUCCUUCCUUCCUUCCUUC
Messenger RNA from Ictidomys tridecemlineatus (thirteen-lined ground squirrel), 2492 nucleotides. Its product is annotated as olfactory receptor 8B12. Gene Ontology annotation, cellular component: membrane. NCBI's taxonomy places the organism in Eukaryota, Metazoa, Chordata, Mammalia, Rodentia, Sciuridae. The record is from RefSeq and is a predicted model, not a curated record. Gene Ontology annotation, biological process: G protein-coupled receptor signaling pathway. Gene Ontology annotation, molecular function: olfactory receptor activity; G protein-coupled receptor activity.